This is a messenger RNA of Leptopilina heterotoma, 698 nucleotides long. RefSeq names its product small lysine-rich protein 1. The coding region runs from base 368 to 643 and encodes 91 amino acids. The record is from RefSeq and is a predicted model, not a curated record. The transcript has a single exon. Lineage: Eukaryota; Metazoa; Arthropoda; Insecta; Hymenoptera; Figitidae.
CUUAUAAACUUUUACAGGCAUUUUCUUUUAAAGAUAUUAAUUUAUUCAUAGAAAUUGAAAAACAAAAACAUUUCGAUUUAUAUUCUAAAUUUAUUUAGAAAUUAAAUAAACAUUAAAUUACUUUAGAACAUAAAGUUAAACAGUUUGUUUUUAUUAAUAAAUAAGUAUUUAUCGAUUAAAUUUCGGUUGCAUGGAAACUAACGAUUUCGUUUUUUCGUUAUAACGGAGAAUCACAUUAGACACGAAUUAACGAGGUAUAAAUACACUUGGCACUUAAAAAAUACAUUAAUACUAAACAAGGUAACGAAUAUUUUUUUUUUUUGAAAUAAUAAACAAAUAUUUGAUCGUCGCAGAUUGUUAAUUUAAAAUGCCAGCACCGGGAAAGACGAAAAAAAAGGCAAAUGGAAAAACGAAUGGCAAAAAUGGAAAAACAGGAAAUGGUGGGAAGAACAAACCCUCGAAGAAAACAUCUCGAGGUGGUAAACGAAGUGGAGGAAAAGCAAGAUUUACAAUGGAUAUUUUUAAUGAGGAAGUGAUGGAAAACGCAUAUUACACUUGUCACAAUAUUAUGGACGUUUUACGUUGUCGCGGAUUUCCCUGGCCAGAUGCGCAAAAGAAAAAGAAAAAAGGAAAGAAACGAUAAAAAAUUUUUGAACAUAUUGUGGUAAUAUAAACGAAAAUACAAAUAUUUAUCGAAA